Messenger RNA from Amphimedon queenslandica, 1247 nucleotides. RefSeq names its product probable G-protein coupled receptor 157. NCBI's taxonomy places the organism in Eukaryota, Metazoa, Porifera, Demospongiae, Haplosclerida, Niphatidae. Gene Ontology annotation, cellular component: plasma membrane. The transcript has 3 exons. Gene Ontology annotation, molecular function: G protein-coupled receptor activity. The record is from RefSeq and is a predicted model, not a curated record. Gene Ontology annotation, biological process: adenylate cyclase-activating G protein-coupled receptor signaling pathway. Bases 17 to 1162 code for a protein of 381 amino acids.
UUAAUAAACCGUCAAAAUGGUGUACGAAUCUCUCCUGAGUGGUGUCAAUUGCUCUCAUACUAAUGAUAACUAUCUUCUUCAGAGAUACUCUGUACGAAUAACUGUUGCUACCACUUGCUUCCUCUCUAUGAUUGGAGCAACUUUAGUCAUGCUUUCCUUCAUAUGCUUCAAGACUAUGCGCUCUCCCACUCGUCUCAUACUAUUUAACAUUGCCAUCAUGGAUUUCCUCGUCGCCUUUUCUAAUUUCUUUGGAGACGUUGGGAACUUUGAGAGCUACUACAUCAAUACCACUGCCUUGCAUUCAGCCUGUCUUAAGGACGGUGUAUAUCCGUCAGAGGAUAUGCUCCAGACCCCACCAUCUUACAUAAACUCAAUGUGUAUCUCUCAGGCAUUCCUCGCAAUGUACAGUACUCUUAGCUCUGUCCUGUGGACUAGUGGACUAGCUGUCUAUCUAUACUUCUCUAUUUCACACUCUGGUACUAGGAAAGGCCUGUUCUCUUUAGCUAUUUCAUUUAUUAUCAGUUACGUUAUGCCUCUUGGAAUUUGCCUGUGGGCUCUCUUGACUCAUAAAUUAGGAUAUUCCCCAUACAAUGCUGCCAGUUGGUGUGCACUGAUCAUAUACAAUCCUGACACUAACACUGUCGAUAAGUAUGUUGCUAUCUUUGGGUACAAUUUGUGGAUCUAUCUGACAAUAGUCCUCACUGUUGUGAUUUACAUUGGACUAAGACUGUAUCUAGCCGAUCAGGAGAAAAAGACUUCUCAGUUUGUGACUCAAAAGAAAUUCUGGGACUCUGUCCAUAACAUGGACUACAAGUUCAUGCUCAUUCCGGUCUUCUUUAUCUUGCUAAGGAUAUGGAGCUGCAUCAGUGACAUUAUGAUGUUUGCUGAUGUUGAUAUGGACGACAUACCAUCAGGAGUGACAUUGACCCUUCUUAUUUUAUCAGGUAUCGGUGACUCUGGUCAAGGAUUAAUCAAUGGUCUUCUUUUUGUUGUACUCACCAAAACAGUGAGACAGCAUAUGCUCAACGCUUUCACUUGUAGGUGGAGGAAGAUCUCUUUCACUUUCAGAAACAGUCAAGUACAGUCAGCAGAAUCACCAAGAGCAUUCUCUGAUGAGAGAACCCCUUUUUGGUCAUCAUAUGAAGAAAUCAACUAUAGCUGAUAGUUUUGAUUAUUUUUUUUAAUAUUAUUUUUGUAAAUGCUGAAUCAUUAUGGCAAUCAUUGCCAACAAACUGCUUCAUUAUAGA